AUGCCCUCCACUUCGACACUGUAUGGCGGCUCAGGGGGGAAAGUGUUGGUGGAAAGCUCUCAGGCUGACGGGAAGACGUAUGAGCAGCUGAGGCAGGAGUGUCUGCAGAGGAAGAAACUGUUCGAGGAUCCGGACUUCCCUGCCUGCGACUCAUCGCUCUUCUUCAGUCAGAGCGUGCCCGUCAACUUCGAAUGGAAGAGACCAGGGGAAAUCUGCAAAGACCCCAAAUUCAUUCUUGGAGGAGCUGACAGAACUGACAUAUGUCAAGGACAACUGGGAGACUGCUGGCUGUUAGCGGCGAUCGCCUCUCUGACGAUGAACAAAGAGGUGCUGGCGAGGGUCGUACCUCCAGACCAGAGCUUUGAUCACGGCUAUGCCGGCAUCUUUCACUUCCAGUUCUGGCAGCAUAACCACUGGCUGGACGUGGUUGUGGACGACAGGUUGCCAUGUGUGAGGAACAAGCUGGUGUUCCUUCAUUCUGCUGACAACAAUGAGUUCUGGAGCGCUUUGCUGGAGAAGGCCUACGCCAAACUGAAUGGCAGUUAUGAAGCUCUGAAGGGAGGCGCUACUCUGGAGGCUUUGGAGGACUUCACCGGCGGCGUGGGUGAGAUGUAUGAGACGAAGAAAGCCCCGGCUGACCUUUACACCAUCCUGAAGAAGGCUCUAGAUCGAGGCUCCAUGAUGGGCUGCUCCAUAGACAUCACCAGCUCGGCUGAGUCGGAGGCUCAGACUGCGACAGGUCUGGUCAAAGGUCACGCCUACUCCAUCACUGGCUUGGAGGAGGUGAACUACAGAGGGGGGAAGGUCAGGCUGAUCCGGGUCAGAAACCCCUGGGGUCAGGUAGAGUGGAACGGCCCGUGGAGCGACAAUUCCAGAGAGUGGAGUAUGGUGGAUAAAGCAGUGAAGACCAGAGUACUUGAAAACGCUACCGAUGAUGGAGAAUUCUGGAUGGAGUUUGAGGACUUUAAGGCGAACUACGACCGAGUGGAGAUCUGUAACCUCACUCCAGACUCCCUGACGGAUGACACCAAGAAGAAAUGGGACACCAACAUGCUGGAGGGCAGCUGGAUCAGGGGCUCCACCGCUGGAGGCUGCAGGAACUUCAUCGACACAUUCUGGACGAACCCCCAGUUUAAGCUGAAGCUGGAGGACGCUGAUGGUGAUGGUCAAUGCAGCGUCAUCGUGGCCCUCAUGCAGAAGAACCGACGCAAACUCCGCAAAGAGGGGCUCGACCUGGAGACCAUCGGAUUCGCUGUUUAUGAGGCCCCUAAAGACGAGGACCACCUGGCUAAGGAUUUUUUCCGCUUUAACCCGUCUAAAGCGCGAAGCCACACCUACAUUAACAUGCGCGAGGUUUCAGAGCGCUUCUCUCUACCCCCCGGGAGCUACCUGCUGGUGCCCACCACCUUCCAGCCUCACAAAGAAGCUGACUUCGCAGUGCGCAUCUUCUCCGAGAGCAAAGCUAAAGCCAUUGAGAUGGGGACCACUGUUGACGCUGACCUGCCUGACCCCCCCAUGCCCAGUCCUCCAGAGGAGGAAACUGCAGAGGAAAAGGGCCUCAGGCAGCUUUUCGAACAGGUCGCUGGCUCGGAUCAGGCCAUCAGCGCUUAUGAGCUGAAGGACGUCCUGAACGGAGUGCUGAGCAGGAGGAAAGAGAUUAAGUUUGAUGGAGUGAGCCUGAACACCUGCCACAGUAUCAUCAACAUGAUGGAUGUUGAUAACUCAGGCAUGAUCGAGUUCCAGGAGUUUAAAGUCUUCUGGGAAAAGCUGAAGAAAUGGAUGAUGCUGUUCCUGUCCUUUGAUACAGACCGCAGUGGCCGCAUGUCCUCCUACGAGCUCCGCAGUGCUCUGAAAGCAGCAGGGAUGCAGCUGAAUAAUAAACUGCUGCAGCUGAUCGCUCUGAGGUUUGCAGACGAGAACUACGAGAUUGACUUCGAUGAUUACCUCACCUGCAUCGUCCGCCUGGAGAACAUGUUCCGGGUUUUCAAAGCCUUUGACACGCGCAACACAGGAGAAAUCACCUUGAACUUUCAACAGUUUCUGCUCCUGUCCAUGAACGUCUGAAGGAGAGAAGAAAACCCCAGCAAGAAGAACAAAAGAUGAACAGUUUAGGUCAAUUGGCGCACAGUCUGAACUCAUAUGUUGCUUAAAGACCAACUUUGUGUUAUGCAACAGUUUCCCGAGCACAGGCUCCUCCUAACCCAAAACUAAAGUGAGAUUUAAAAAGGGAGUCAAACUGAGCUCACAUUUAGUCCAGUCCUUUAGUCACUGCACGUUUUUUCCAUACCCAGAAAACUAUUUCUACACAUUAGGCUGUUUACACUCAUUGCUUUAGUUUGAUCUGUUCAGGGUGUGAUGUCUGUUUUUUCAUACUGUGGUUAUUGUUUUACAGAUUGAUACUGAUUUAUUUUUUUCCCCACAUUUUGAGUUGGUCUGUGUUGAAUAAAACAGUGUAUUUGAUUUGUC
Messenger RNA from Colossoma macropomum (tambaqui), 2466 nucleotides. RefSeq names its product calpain 9 (gene capn9). Bases 1 to 2064 code for a protein of 687 amino acids. The transcript has 20 exons. Gene Ontology annotation, biological process: proteolysis. Lineage: Eukaryota; Metazoa; Chordata; Actinopteri; Characiformes; Serrasalmidae. The record is from RefSeq and is a predicted model, not a curated record. Gene Ontology annotation, cellular component: cytoplasm. Gene Ontology annotation, molecular function: calcium-dependent cysteine-type endopeptidase activity; calcium ion binding.